This is a messenger RNA of Trichoderma harzianum CBS 226.95, 918 nucleotides long. RefSeq lists its product as hypothetical. Lineage: Eukaryota; Fungi; Ascomycota; Sordariomycetes; Hypocreales; Hypocreaceae. The transcript has a single exon. Bases 1 to 873 code for a protein of 290 amino acids. The record is from RefSeq and is a predicted model, not a curated record.
AUGGAGCUAACACGGAUGAAAGUUGUCUUUUUUGAUCUGGACGGUACGCUGUUUGACCACCACCAUUCGCUGCGCCUUGCGAUAGCCGCGAUGCAGAGGAAUUAUACUGGACUCACGGAGAAGACUGUCGAUGAAUUGAUCGACAAGUAUAACAUUGCUCUUCAACAAGCCUAUGAUGCUUACCUAGACAAGGUGAUCACAUACGAGGAGGCCGACGUCCGGAAACUUCACCUAUUUUUUUCAUCGCUUGACUUACCAGAACCCAGCCUUGACGAGGUCCAGAAGUUCCGUGACACAUACAAGGCAGUUUAUAGAAAGAAUCGGAGGGCAACAUCAGGAAGUAUCGAGGCUCUGGCCCGGCUGCGUGAACAUGGAUACCGCAUUGCUAUCAUCACCAAUGGGCAGGUCGAAGACCAGACAGCCAAAGUCAAAGCCAUCGGCAUACACCAUCUGAUCGACCGCAUUAUUACUUCUGAGGAAGCUGGGUAUAGAAAGCCUGAUCGCCGUAUCUUCCAAUCCGCCAUCGAACAGCUCGGCGCUUCUCUCGACACAACAUGUAUGAUUGGCGACUCUGUCGAGUCGGACAUCAAAGGCGCCUUGGAUGCGCAGUUGGUCGCUAUAAUGUAUUCUCCUACAGCUCAGAACUCCCAAAAGCUCCUGUUUGGGCAACAAAUAACCAUCAUACAACACAUGGCCCAACUCCUGGGCCAUUUGGGCAUUGGUGGCUAUCGAGUUCAGCCGCAUUUCGUCUCCACUCCGGGCCGGCUGAUGAUCGAGGGCAUUGACACUGGCUUGGUUUGGGAACCACGACACUGCCUGCAGGUAUCUAAAGAGGGAGCGCAGAGAGAUUGCAGUUCCUGGCUGAAAGAAUGAGCAUGAUUUUUUUUAUUGCGCUGCUAUGAAGCGCCACAUAUCGGC